This is a messenger RNA of Cladocopium goreaui, 942 nucleotides long. Lineage: Eukaryota; Dinophyceae; Suessiales; Symbiodiniaceae. The record is from the annotation of a GenBank genome assembly.
AUGGCUUCAGCUUCCCUGAUCCUUGACUCUGAUGAGGACAACGUCGACUUUGCAGAUGGUGGCAGCCACUCUGAAGGUGCAUUGUUCCAGCCCAUUUCGCACACAGACAAACCUCGAAAGGAUGCGGAGGAUACGCUUCCAGUUUGGGCACUUGCAAAACCAGUUGGGAUUCAAUCUGAUAGCCAGGUCGCAGACUCACAGCAAGAGGACCUGUUUGGUGACCCUUUGGAUGAGAAGAAGGAGGAGAAACAACAUCAGAAGCAGCAAGAGAAGCAGACGCUUCAGAAGCAGGAGACACUCAAGCGCAAAAAACCUUUUUGUGAUGAGGACAUGCCGGACCCCGUUACACCUCCUACCCGCAAAUCCCGGGCGGCACCAGUGACACCUGAUGCUGCUGCUGCUGACGACUGUGAGACUGUGGCUCCAUGUGUUGGUGACAGUGCUGAUUCAGAUUCUGAUGACCUCAAAGACCCUCAAGAGAUCAUCAAAGCCAAGGCUGCUGACCUCAUUGAUGACCCCAAAUUCAAAAAAGGAACUGUGAUGGGCUCACUGUUGCCGCCUUCAGAGGAGAUUUUGAAAGAAAUUCGCAAGAUCAGAGCCAGGGAUGUUUCAAAUACUUGGCACUCAAAAUGGGUUUCAAAGGGGACCCCCAGAGACGCUGCUGGCAGCGGCGGCAGUGGUGAUGGAGGUGAUCCCGCUGCAGCUGCACCUGUUGGUCAUCCCGUGCCUGAUGCUGAAGUACCAGAAGAACCCAAACCUUUGAAUUUGAUGUCUGAGCGAUUCAAAUUCAUUGGACAAUACCUGAAGGAUCACAAGGGUGAACCUGACAAGAUGAAGAAUGCCAACCGAGCUUGGAUGGAAUCUGAAAUCAGAGCCAGAAUUCUUGCAUCCCGUAAUGGGAAGGUUCCUGUUGGCAACGGCCAUGAGGGAGCUCCAGAGUGA